AUGGGUGUAAUGGAUUCUAUAGCAGACUUCGAAAAUGCUGAUACUAUUAGUAUCGAUACUUUAGCUCUCGAGGAGAUAGUUCAAGAGGAAAGAGCUAGAGAAAUAUCAGAACUAAAUAGAUUAAGUGACAAGGUCUGUUUUCUCCACACCAACCUUCUGUAUUAUAGGAAUGCUAAAUCAAAAAUGGGUUCAACAUGUUACGAGGCAUGGAGAACACUAGUAAAGAAAGUUGGUGGCUCUCCAAAUUUAUGGAAGGAUUUGGGGUAUGCACUAUCUAUAAAUCAGGGUGAUUUAGAUUAUAUAGCUAAUUCUGUUAAAGAUGAUCCAGCAGACAUAAUAUUAAAAGUUUACAUGCAAAAUGAAUCAGCAACCAUAGACAAAAUAUUGGAUGCAUUAAUCAAAAUGAAUAGAUAUGAUGUUCUUAAAGCUGUUCAUGAUCCACUCAGUAGUAUGGCUCAAUGUUUCAAUAAGGACGAUAGUGGUUAUCAAAGCAAUAGCGACACUGGGAAAAGAGAAAUUAUUAGCCUGACAAAAAAUGUGCCAAAUGACUUGCCGCCCGCAUUAAAUAAAAAAUAUGCUAAAAAUCCAGAUAGACAGAAGCCUUCAUCUUUAAGGCCAUCCAUGAAGACUGAGGAAAACUCCAAGCGCAGUGGUAAUCCUACGCUAUUCCUAACCUACACUGAAGAUGGAUUGGACACUGCUAUCAAUAUUCAGCGUUAUGUAAAUAAUUGGGAAGAUUUUCCGAAUAUAACAAUUUUAACAUUAAAUAGUAAACGGGAGGAAGUAGUUCAAAAUCCAGAGAAAUUCAUUAGGGAAUAUUUUGAAAAGGCCAACUUUGUUGUUCCAAUCAUCACUACUGGAUAUUUAAAUAGAAUUAAAUCAUAUUCCCCUCAAGAACUAACAGCUAAUGAUAAUUUAGAUUUUAAAUAUGUUAAUUUUAUAUACAAUCUCAUAGUAAACUAUUAUAUACAUGCUUCAGGCUGCCUUAAUGAAAAAGUAAGGAGUGUUCUACCUCAAAAUGCAAAUGUUGAUGUACUAAGAGAUAUUUCAAUGUAUCCAGAUCUCCUUCCCUGGACGUAUGAAACAAAUUUUGACGAACACUUUAAAGCCUUUUUGAAGAACCUCCUUCAUGAGAAUUGA
Leptosia nina is the source of this 1140-nucleotide messenger RNA. The record is from the annotation of a GenBank genome assembly. Lineage: Eukaryota; Metazoa; Arthropoda; Insecta; Lepidoptera; Pieridae.